This is a messenger RNA of Osmerus eperlanus (European smelt), 7071 nucleotides long. It is a transcript of the gene slc5a6a, whose product is annotated as solute carrier family 5 member 6a. Gene Ontology annotation, cellular component: membrane. Gene Ontology annotation, biological process: pantothenate transmembrane transport; sodium ion transport; biotin transport. Gene Ontology annotation, molecular function: sodium-dependent multivitamin transmembrane transporter activity. Lineage: Eukaryota; Metazoa; Chordata; Actinopteri; Osmeriformes; Osmeridae. The record is from RefSeq and is a predicted model, not a curated record. The coding region runs from base 773 to 2692 and encodes 639 amino acids. The transcript has 18 exons.
UCGACAUGUCAGCAACGUUUAUUUGAAAAUAUUCUCAAUCCCUGUCAGUCUUCAGAGAGAUCAAAGCAUUGCUGAUUAUGAUGUUGACACCGUCCGUCCCUCUCGCGCACAUCUCACAUAGCCGAAAUGUGUUAAAAACUACGCAUUUAUAUUUUGCGGUGAGAUUGGACUGUUGGACGUUACGUCACUUAUUUUAAGGUCAAUAAAAUGAAAAUGUUGGUGAUAUUGCACAACUCGUCACUUCUAGAUGAUGCCCAUAGGUUGCGACGGAAGACUAUUAUUAGUCAGUGAAAGCACAUGUGUGUAGAGUGUGUAGACAAGCCAAGGUUGGGCGGUCCAAACCGUCGUUAGUGACAUCUUUCCUCCAUCCAACGGUGACUGACUCCGGCUCAUGGUCGGAGCUGCGGUCUGAGCGUUCACAUCUCUGAUCUCCAAACCCUAAGCGGUCUCACGCGAUCGUAUGCAGCAAGGAACACGCGGACGUUGUCCCUUUGUCGGAUUGGUCCUUGUGAGGGAGCCACGCCAACUGUCUGAUUGGUCCUUUUGAGUGAGCCACGCCCCCUGUCUGAGUACUAAGAGAGUGUUUCUGGGUGAGGACGACAAACAUCGUCUACUGAGGAGCCCCUCCCCCAUUGUGACCUGGUACAUCCCUAUGGGUGAUCAUCCUCCCCCAUUGUGACCUGGUACAUCCCUAUGGGUGAUCAUCCUCCCCCAGCAUCCUGAUCUCACCUCAGGAGCCCCCCCUCUCUCCACCCCCACGCCCCGCGGCACCAUGGGAGACGUAGUGCAGAUGCACUUCUCCACGGUGGACUAUGUGAUCUUUGCCGUGCUGCUGGUGGCGUCUACGGGCAUCGGCCUCUUCCACGCAUUCUCUGGCGGCCGCCAGCGCACCACGCAGGAGUUCCUGCUGGCCGACCGCUCCAUGGGCUGCUUGCCCGUGUCUCUGUCCCUGCUGGCCACCUUCCAGUCGGCCGUGGCCAUCCUGGGCGUGCCGUCAGAGGUGUACGCCUUCGGGACGCAGUACUGGUUCCUGGGCUGCUCCUACUUCCUGGGGCUGCUCAUCCCUGCCCACGUGUUCAUCCCUGUGUUCUACAGGCUCCGCCUCUCCUCUGCCUACGAGUAUCUGGAGCUGCGCUUCAACAAGACUGUUCGCAUCUGUGGCACCAUCACCUUCAUCUUCCAGAUGGUCAUCUACAUGGGCGUGGUCUUGUAUGCCCCGGCCCUGGCUCUCAACGCAGUUACCGGCUUUGACCUGUGGGGGGCAGUGAUGGCCAUGGGCCUGGUGUGUACUCUGUACACCACACUGGGAGGUCUUAAGGCGGUGAUGUGGACGGAUGUGUUCCAGACUGUAGUGAUGUUUGCGGGACAGCUGGCCGUCAUCGUGGUGGGGGCUGGCCAGGCGGGGGGCAUGGCCGAGGUGUGGAGGAAGGCUGUGAACGGGAGCCGCAUCGCUGGCCUGGACCUGAACCCUGACCCCCUGGAGAGACACACCUUCUGGACCCUGGGGCUGGGCGGGGUGUUCCUCAUGCUGGCCCUGUACGGCGUGAACCAGGCGCAGGUCCAGAGAUACCUCAGCUCUCGCACCGAGAGCGCCGCCGUCCUGUCAUGCUACGUGGUUUUCCCCUGCCAGCAGCUGGUGUUGUGUCUGGGCUGUUUGAUGGGCCUGGUGAUGUUCGCUCGCUACGGAGAGGACAGCCCUCUGGACAAGGGCUACGUCAAGUCCAACGACCAGAUGGUGCUGUACUUUGUGAUGGACGUGUUGAGGGAUCUACCCGGCCUGCCAGGCCUGUUUGUGGCGUGUCUCUUCAGCGGAGCCCUCAGCACCAUCUCGUCAGCGUUUAACUCCCUGGCGACGGUAACCAUGGAGGACCUGAUCAAGCCCCACUUCCCGGCGAUGACGGAGGCCCGAGCCACGCUGCUGUCUAAGGGCCUGGCGCUGGGCUAUGGUCUGGUGUGUCUGGGCAUGGCCUACCUGGCCUCUCUCAUGGGCUCUGUACUGCAGGCAGCUCUCAGUAUCUUUGGCAUGGUGGGAGGUCCUCUGCUGGGUCUCUUCUGUCUGGGAAUGUUCUUCCCCUGGGCCAACCCCACAGGUGCAGUGGUGGGGUUGGUGGCAGGACUGGGCAUGGCCUUCUGGGUGGGCAUCGGUAGUUUUAUGUCCCGCAUGCCCCUCCCUCUGCCCCCCGGCAACGCCACCGCCCUCCCCGGCAACAUGACCACCGCUGUCAUGACAACCAUGAUCAGCACCAUCGCAACCAAACAAAGAGCCUCUGGUCUCCAGGCUCUCUACUCUCUGUCCUACAUGUGGUACAGCGCGCUGAACUCCACCACUGUGGUGCUGGUGGGGCUGCUGGUCAGCAUGCUCACCGGGCCCAUGCAGGAGCGUGACCUGACCCCCGGUACAGUGUUUCCUGUCCUGGGCACGCUGCUCUUCUUCCUGCCACAGCGCCACCGAGACAAGCUGUGCUGCGUCACCCCACUCCUGCACAAGGCCAGACCCCUGGACAGCCUGCCCUAUCAGAUGGCCCAGAAGGACAGCAAUGGGGUGGGGCUCACCAGGGAGGGGGAGAGGCUGGAGGAGGGGGAGGAGAAGAGAGGAGGCGUGGAGGACAAAAGAGGAGGAGAGGUGGAGGAGAGUGUUACCCCUAAGCCUUCCUCUCUGCUCGCUCACAUGGUGCAGGAGACAGCCUUGUGACCCAUGACCCCUCCCCACACACACUCUGCCCCACCCCACACAACCCCCCAGACCUCCACCCUCCCACACCCCAGAACCACCACCCAUGCUCCCCUGCAGCUCACCCUGCCCCAGGGAGAGAGCCCUCGGGGGGCAGCAGGGCCAGGCGAUGCCCCUGGAUGACUCCAGAGGUCCAGGGCGCUGAGAAAGGCAGGAACUAACCAACACGCUCCAGUAUUCAAUACACGCCAUCUUGAAUUCACUGAACCUCUCUGACACACGCACACACCUGAAGGUCACCUGUCGGUCACACCUGAAGGUCACCUGUCGGUCACACCUGAAGGUCACCUGUCGGUCACACCUGAAGGUCACCUGUCGGUCACACCUGAAGGUCACCUGUCGGUCAUGAACCUCCAGCAGAGGGGAGACCUGCAUCAGUCUGCAGGAGGGAGGACCUGAAGACGACACCACGCCGCCUCUCUCUGAGCCCAGAGGAGCAGCAACUCUGUCGCUAACCUGAGGCCUCCAGCUGAACCUGACAGGGCUCACAGCUGGAGACAGCCCUCAGGGUCCUGCACGUUCAGGACUGACCUGCUGGAACCUAAACACACAUCACUGUGAGUACGGACCCACUGCAGCACUUCACUGGAAGUAGCAGUAACUACCAUGUAACCAUAGUAACACCUGCAGUAACACUAACUACUUAGUAACUCCUGAGCAGUUACACUUAGCGGUACAAGUUAUACAUGACUGAAACUUGGUAUGGGGGAAGGGGAGCUGUCCUAGCCCCCCUCCCCCCCUCCCCCAUCCUGGGCCUUCUUACACAACAUGUGUUGUUACUGUAAGUCUGACUGUUGUUACAUGGUAGUUAAUGUAACCUCAGUGUAAGUGUUGCAGGACCCACUAACAGAAUCAGGAUCAAAUACAUAGUACUUCUUCAUACUUGACUAGUUAUAAAGUAAUAUAGUAUUAUUCUCUUAUUUUUGUAGAGACGAAGUAGAUGAUGAUUCUAUGAACGAUAUGAAAAUAUAUAAAUAUGUAUAACAAACACGUUGAAACGUCACACUAGAUGCUUGACCGAAGGCACAUUAAUAACAGAUGUAAUAAUGUUAUGAUUUGAAUCUUACAACUCUUCUAGUUAGUCUGCUCCUCGUGGCCUUCGUUCUGAUGUUGGUUCACAUGUUCGCCUCCAAGCUGCUGUAGUAAGUACUAGGAGACUUGUACAGACGUUGAUUCUGUAAUGUAGAAGCACAAGAAAUCACAAGAGAUCACCUGGAGCCCAACUACUGAAGCCCCCACAUAGGGCUGGACCACUAUCAGGCCAGAUCUCUCUGUCCAUGUUUGACCUUGUCUGACGGUGUAGAGGCAGUACAGGGACAGCUGAUGGUUCAGGAGUUCAGGCCUGAACUCCUUGCAGCAUCCAUCUCUCCUCACGCUCUCUACACACAUCUUGAUGUUUCGAGGAGACGCUUUUCCAAUGAUUUAAAAAUGGGGAAAAUACACAAUGUUUUGUAAGAUGUUUAAAAAGUGCCCAUUUUAAUCUGCUAUUGUCAAUGUUGUAGAAGUUGAAGUGUUUAAUUUAGGUUAACACCAAUGUAGUUGUUUUAUGAAGUGCAUACAUGUUUUAAUGAGUUUGUCUGUCGUGAAGUGAGUGAAUCUUGUUAGCUGUUGUCCGGUUUGGUUCAGGGUCAUGUGUUUUCAUGUUUUGGAAUCUCGAGAAUUCUAGAAUGAGCGGACACCAUUCUGUUCCAUCGUGGGACAUUCUACUCACUAGUCUCUGAGGAGUUCAAGUCUGUUUUGAACUUGAGGCCUGUGUUUUUCAAUUCCAGAUUAAUCUUAAACCUGGACUGAAAAUAAUCUGGAAUUAGGAGAGGCUUUUAGUCAAGGAUAUCGGGUUUAAUCUGGUCUGAGAAACUGGUCCCAUGCUGAUAUCUGCUGUCCUCUUCCUUUCAUGUUGUUGUCAUGGUGGUGGACCAGUGUUGUUGCUUCCACAGGGACAUGUCUGGUGUGCCUGUUCUACCAUCCCUGUCUGAGAGGAGCUCCGCUCAGACAGGCCAGUUCAUGUGUGUUUUGUGUUUAUGGUUUGGGGCAGUUUAAGUGUUUUGAUAUCGUAAACUAUCUAAGUCUUAACUGACCUGUCAGCUUUCUACUGGUUUUCCAAAGAAUAAUCUUGACCUGAGUUUAAGUUCUCCGGUAACAUUUCCUACCUGCCUUAUGCUGUAUUGACCUUAUGAGGAAACGGAAGAGACACGCACAGCCUACACCAGUAGCCGCUUGUUAGUGAAGCAAAAAAAGUGAUCGUCCAGAAGGCAAAACUACCAGGCAGUCAAAUGAUUAAAACCCCCGGAUGUUUCACACAGACACCAUGAUGUGAUCAUUCAUCCUCACAAAAAAUACCUAAUUGUUGUCCAAAGCAUAUAGAACGUUAACUCGUUUUGUGUUGAUGCUAGCUGUGUUUCUACCUGAAGAGGAUAUAGGCCAUAGGUUUCAUCCUUAAUAUUGUCAUACUGAAGUUUCAUUUCCGAAUGAGACUGCUGUGAAAUAUUUCUAUAUGCAAGGACCAUAAAAUGUUAUUUGUGAAUAGACGGCAGAAUUGGUAAUACUUAGACGGUUAUUUGGGUGGCGCCUUCUCAGUUUCCUAGCCAUCUGGGGUUCAGUAGUGGCGUCAACCAAGCUAGCAUCUUCGCCCUGCUUUAUGGCCUGUGCCAUAUUCUUGCCGAGACAAUCCACUAACGAACAACAUUUUUAUGGUCCCUAGAGGUUAUUUUUCGACUCCUUUUUAGUGACAUCUUGUGCCAGAUACCUUGAUAUUUUCUUAUGUAGAGUAUAAGCACUGAACUGUUUCCAUGUUCCUUCUUCAUACCUGAAAUUACUUGAAGUGUGAAUCUGUGCUUUAAUCCUUUAUAUUUUAGAGACCAUCUCUUUCUUAAACAACCCAAGUGCUUAUUAGUUAUUGAAGAUUAAAAUGUUUAAAAAACUCUAUAAGCACAUUUAGAACCACACUGUUUGCUGGCCUAGUCGGAGAUUAGACAUGUAGGUCUGGCGAAGACAACUGACACUUGAUCAGUGGCGGUUCUAGACACAUUUUGCAAGGGGGGGGGGGGGGCAGUGUUUAUUCAGAGGGGCACAUUAAAAGACGGAAACAAAUUAUAUUUAAACAGUAAAUACUUUAAUUUUGCCUUACAUUAAAAUCAUACUAACGGCUCUGGCUCUCCCUCUUUCAGCUCUCUCAAUACCUUGAUAUGUUUCUCUCACUUUUUUAUUUACUGGGGCAAAAAAGCCUGCAAUGUCCCUUCCUUGUUUCAUGAUGACUACUAGAAGAAGAAAAACAACGUAAAAUUAAAAUUCAUUUUAUUAUUCAGUCAGCACAGGGGGGGACAGGGACAUUUUUACAGGGGCACUGGCCCCUGUAGGCCCCCGUGUAGAACCGCCACUGCACUUGAUGAAUAAAGGCUGUGAUUGUGGCCAGGUGAAUUGUGAAUAGCUUGUGUAGUGACUAUAGGCCAACUCAUACAUUCACCAGUUGUGCAGUUGAGAUGAAGUGAAUCUACUGGAAACUCGCUGACUUCACCGUCAUCAAGGCAGAACUGUAAACCCUAACCUAACCCGGUAAACCGCUGAUAUAGAACGAGGCCAAACUAGACCAGAGAGCGUGAGGAAACAUACCACAGUAAUUUCAAAAACGAUAAUAAAUAUUAUCCCUGUUGAUAUUUAUUAUCAUGUCCGUUGAUCUGACGUCUUGUCUAUCUUCUUCGUUCGUCAGAAUUCUUUCUCGUCAUUUGCAUUCCAAAACAAACCUUGAGCAGUGGUGCGGCCGGCUGCUCAAGUUGUGCCUUCAUAAUAUCUGUUGUGAUUAUAUUUUUUAUACUGUUGGAUGUGGUAAACAGUGAGCAGAGGUGACGGUAUAUUUGAGAGAACACCACAGUGGUUUUACUUUGACUGAAGCAGAUUCACGGAUACAGAUGAUGUUAGUCUUGAUCACGACACCAAAGCUUUACAACACCUCACAUUAAGAUUACACCACCUACCAUGGAAGUGCUUACCAGAACUUCCCCUGUUAGACCACCCUCCUCUCCCCCAUAGCAAGUUUCACUUGUGUAAUAACUUGUAGGCCUGCCACUAAACCACAAUGAUGUGUAACUACAUAGCGGUUCCUGUGCAUCUACAAUGUUACUAUAGGUGCUGCUAUGUGGGUACAUGGUAGUUAAUGUAAGAUUCAUGUAAAGUGUUGAUGAGGAUUUUCCAAAUGACCUGUAAUGCCUUGCUGGUGGGACCUGCUGUGUGGUAGUUGGGGUCAUCUGUUGGGCAACUCUCAUUAAAUGUCCUCUGUUUUAUAACUGGAUUAAUUAUUGUGAAAAGACUAUUGUUGUCUUAAAAAAUAAAGUCGUUUUUGAUUGCCA